Molecule: messenger RNA, 5293 nt
Organism: Carlito syrichta (Philippine tarsier)
Lineage: Eukaryota; Metazoa; Chordata; Mammalia; Primates; Tarsiidae
Gene: FBXO28
Product: F-box protein 28
Exons: 6
Coding region: 37-1044 (335 amino acids)
Biological process (GO): protein polyubiquitination
Molecular function (GO): protein binding
Source: RefSeq, a predicted model, not a curated record
UCCCCUUGCAGUGGGGGAAGGAAUCAAACCCCCAAGAUGGCGGCGGCGGCGGAGGAGCGGAUGGCAGAGGAAGGAGGCGGCGGCCACGGCGACGGCGGCUCCUCUCAGCUGCCUCAAAACAACACGCUGGUGGCGCUGCCCAUCGUAGCCAUCGAGAACAUCCUCAGCUUUAUGUCCUACGACGAAAUUAGCCAGCUCCGCCUGGUUUGUAAAAGAAUGGACUUGGUCUGCCAGAGAAUGUUGAAUCAGGGAUUUCUGAAAGUAGAGAGGUACCAUAAUCUAUGUCAGAAACAAGUUAAAGCACAGCUCCCUAGGAGAGAGUCAGAAAGAAGAAACCAUUCAUUAGCUCGUCAUGCAGACAUUCUUGCUGCUGUUGAAACAAGGCUGUCACUGUUAAAUAUGACUUUCAUGAAAUAUGUGGAUUCCAAUCUCUGUUGCUUCAUCCCAGGAAAGGUGAUUGAUGAGAUAUAUCGUGUGUUGAGAUAUGUUAAUUCUACCAGAGCUCCUCAACGAGCUCAUGAAGUUCUUCAAGAAUUAAGGGAUAUUUCCUCCAUGGCAAUGGAAUACUUUGAUGAAAAGAUUGUUCCAAUUCUAAAGAGGAAAUUACCGGGAUCAGAUGUGUCUGGAAGACUCAUGGGCUCUCCUCCAGUUCCGGGACCAUCUGCAGCCCUCACAACAAUGCAGCUCUUCUCCAAGCAGAACCCUUCAAGACAAGAAGUCACCAAACUCCAGCAGCAGGUUAAAACAAAUGGUGCUGGCGUGACUGUUCUCAGGCGUGAAAUUUCUGAGCUCCGCACCAAAGUGCAAGAACAGCAGAAACAGCUUCAAGACCAGGACCAGAAACUGCUAGAGCAGACCCAGAUCAUAGGUGAACAGAACGCACGGUUGGCGGAGCUGGAACGCAAACUCCGAGAAGUAAUGGAAAGUGCUGUAGGAAACUCCUCAGGGUCUGGGCAGAACGAGGAGUCUCCCCGGAAACGAAAAAAGGCCACGGAAGCCAUAGACUCUCUUAGGAAAUCGAAACGUCUUCGGAAUAGAAAGUAAACUGGAAUGUGGUUCUAGCGCCAGAGGAAGAUGUGGCUUAGUAGCUUACGCAGUUAUGCAUAUCAGGAUACUGUGAGCAACAUGGUGUCCCUUAGGCUUCUAGGCUUUCAGAACACAACUUACACUUGAACUCUUGUGGUUGGGACAUUCUUUUCCCGCUUCUCCUGGUUGAACUGAUGCACAGAAUCUUUUUACUUUGCAAUAGAUUUGUACUAACCAGACCUGUUCUAUCAUGUUUUGAGGAGUUAAUUUUUUUCUGUGCAGAUAAUGUUUAAAGUAAGUUAAUUUGUUUCUGCAUAUAUGCACAUAACAUAAGAAUCUUAAACCCAGUCUUGACAGGCUAGUUAAGUUUAAUACAGAAAAUGUCCUGCUCACUUGAAAGAAAAGACCUACUUUUUAAAUGGACACUAUCCUGUUUUUUGUUUUUUGUUUUUUUUUAAAUUGUCUUUUUGUUAUAAGUGACCUUUGUCUGGAAUGUCUGAAAAAAAGUAGUUAAUGCUUUUUGGUAAUGAAGUAAUGGGUAACUAAAACGAACUUCCAUAGUAUUGACUGUAGAAGGAGCCUCUACAGUAUUGACUAUAUAUUUUUAUAAACUACUGGCAAGGGACUUAUCCAGUUGUUAUAUACAUGUUUUCAAUUCUCUUUGGGGGCCAUGUCCUACAUUUGCAUGAAUAGAUGCAUGCAUUGCCUAAUCAAUUCACUUAAAAGCUCUUGCACUGGUAUUAAUCUUGAACCUCUAUACUUCUCCACUUUUUAGAGCAGUGUUUUAGUUUAUUUAAGCACUUAACAUCUUCCACCACAACAGCUUGCCUCUGGAGGGGGAUUUGUUAGUCCAUCUGUCCUCCAGUUUUAUAAGAACAAGAGGCUCUUACAGCCCAUUGCUUUAACUCCUCUCGUAGGGUUCAGGUACACUGGCUAAGUAGAACCCAAAUCCCAAGGCUCUUUCUAUGGAUAUUGGACCUCCGGGAGCUAGUACUGUUCUCCACUCACCACCACCAUGUGUGCUCAUUGGUCAGAUGUGGCGGGUGAGGAAGGAACCUGACUUGCAGGAUGAAGUUUUGCCAUUGAAGGAAAGUUCAUUGAGGAAAAUUGUACCAUGAAAAAGCAUUUCGAUUAUGUCAUUUCUGGGGGAUGACCUGAGGGAAGCUUUUUAAUAUUAAUGUUAAGCUUUCCUUAUUCUACAACUUUAAACAGAAGCUUUAAUUUUGUUUGCACUCCUGUUUUGAACUUGUAACUGGAAAAGCAUGUCUUGCACUGUUCAACCUUCUGAGUGGUCACUUUAACAACCUCCAAAUUGUGUACAGUGAUUCUUUUCCCCAGUUGUGUAUUUUUGAGACACUCGACUAUCACUGUCCUAGUUUUAUUUUAAUGUACUAAAUUAUGUAGUUAUUCGACUGUUAAGUUCUUUAAACAACUGUUGCCUUGGGCUUCAGUUAUUUAAAGUAAAUUUAGGUGUAAUAUAAAAAACUAUCCCUUUCCAGGUGGGAGUUUGACACCUGUGUAAAACCUAAGGUUUUGGUAAGUACCUUAGUUGAAUAAAAGCACAAGGUUAUCACCUUUUUUAUCCGUCCAACAUGACAUGGUUAUGCAUCCCUUAGAUUAACUUCACCAAAUGAAACUUUUUUCUAUCCAUUUUUAAUAAUACUGUCCUUACAUAAUAUUGUCCUUAGAUUUUGAUCAAUUCUUUGUCUAACUUUGAAAUUCCAUUUACAAUGUAGUAUGUUUUCAAUGAAAAACCAUAAAGUAACAUCCAAGUGUUUCAUGGUUUGUUGGGAAGGUAAUUUUAAAAUAAAACAAUUUCCAAAAAACAUUUGUCAGCCAAGGUCAUCCAUAAAAGUCCCCGUCUGGAAGUCAUUUUCUCAGCAGUUCUCAUUUUUGUAAUCAUAGGAGUUAGCCAUAUUAUCAUAACUUUGGAGGAGGCCUACUGGAAUACGGUGACCUUUAAUAGUCUGCUUUUCUGGUAAUAGGAAGACUUUUUAAGUAUCAAAGUAUAUGUCUACAGGUUACAAAGUAUAAACCUUAUGCAUCAAAGGAAUAUAGCCUCAGAUUAUUUCUCUAAUAGCUGUUAGUGAAUUAUUAAAAGUCACUACAGAUAGCCUAAAUGUAUGUAUGGUCUUCCAUUAGUUAACAUGAGUAUUUGGCUUUCAUAAUAAAUAGUCACACUAUUAGAAGGUAGAUUCUUCUGUUCCAAAAUCCAAAUUUCUACAGCAUGCACUUAUAAUCACCUGUUCGUAAGGCUGAUGCGUUGCACUUGUUAAUGCAUGAAUGUUCCAUAUAGUAGAAUAAAGCACUACAGUUCAGUUGUCCAAGUCUUACAUCUGCUUAGACUAUCUCGCUAAAACAUGUUAGGAUAUUGCCUUCACCAUUCAUUAGGACAGUUAUGUGAAAGCUGUUAUGCUUGCGUAUAGAUAGCAUAAUGGUAUUUAAGGUUCACCAAACCACAAAUUGUUUUGGUCAGCUAAAACUGACACGUUCCGGAAAAUUUUAAAUUAAUCUCCUGAAAGAGAACCAUCCUGCCCUGCGUUUUACAUCAGUUAUUUAAAUGCCGUGUGGUGUUAAUAUCAUGUUGUCCUAGUGUGACUUUUUUUUAAGUGUUCCCAUUAUCUUCCUUGGCUGCUUUUCAGAGGAGACUUCUCUGUUUUAAGGGGUCAUUCCCACAUACAGAUUGAUGGUGGUACAACACUACACACGCACACGUGGAUAAACUGUGAAAGGCAUGUAUGAGAAGUAUAGAGGACGGCCCGCCCAGCCCCAGCCGCAUCCUCUGCUUCUCGCCCACAUGGACUUGGCUUACUUGGUUUCACAUAGUCUGAGGUUAUAGAAUCUGCUGUUUUUCAAACUCCUGGACGGAGCCUGGCAAUCAUGGGCAAACACAAAUGUAUUGAGAUUAAUUAUACUGUGUCAAAGACUGUCGGGGUCGUCAGGUCUAAAACCACAGGUUUGGGAAGCAGCUUUUUUGUAAAACAUGUUUUUUGGAGUACUGAACUUUACAGGGGCUUGCCUUAAUCUCUAUUUAAUAGUUUCAAGAUGUAUGCGCAAUUAUUCUACAUGUUAAAGAUGUUAAAAUAUUCUAUGUAGCCCCAAAGGUGGGUAAAACAGUAUAAAUAAUGCCUAAAUAGAUAAGCUUAAAAGGUGUCACUACAGCUGGAUUUUUGAGAGAAAAAUGAACGUAUUAAAAUAGGCUAUGUGUAAUACAAAUAAUGGCACCUUAACAUUGCACUAUUUUAUGCAUUAUUUUAUAUGCCAUUUCAUAGCCUGCACUUUAAUCUCCAAAGAAACGAUGUAUGAUAUCCUUAUUAUUAAUAAACUUUUUCCUAAGACAGGGCACUUAAUUCUAUUUUACUAUACUGAAUUAGUUUCUUGGAGGUGGAUUCCUUUUUUGAGUUCUCUAUUUCCUCAGCCAUAAUAUUUUUAGGAUCUGGGAACUCCCUGUCUUGUCUGUUUCCGACAGUGUAUAAUUUUAAUUUAAUGUAAUGUAAAUCUCCUACUUGGUGAUCAGCACAUUCUUAUAUCCUGCUCUAGCAAUGAGUACCCAUGUAUUACACGUACCAAACCCUCUAAAAGUAUAUGCUGUAAGAUUUGAAGCCAAGAACAAAAGGCAUUCUGAAAGAAAACGUCCUGUGUGAUGCAGUCGCUUGGAAGUGGCUGAUUCUGCUAUGAAACCCAAUUUGAUACACUAGCCAGUUCUUUGACUUGGGAUCUAUAGGAAUUGCUUUAGUACACAAAGGAUUAAGUUAAACCACUUUAAACAUUAAUAGCCUGCCAUCUGAGGUGAGUUCUUUUCAAAAACUAACUUAAUCUAUGAAAUGAGACUAGCAAUGACCGCUGCCUACCAUGAUUUUAAUGUUAAUAGUAAUACAUUAUAUUGGUGAGAAAUAUGACAGGCUUAGGUCAUGUUGGCCUUUUGCAGCUUCCUAAAAAUCUUGGUUAAUCUUCUGACACUCAGAAAUGAAACCCACAUUUUUUCUGUUGUGUCUGAAGAGAACCAUGAGAUUUGGAAGCGUAUCAGUAACCUCUUAGGUCCAUUGCCAAAGUCUGCUCGUCCAUAGUCAAAGCGAUACCAAAAGGUUAGAUGUGUUUAAGAUUCCUUUAUGUGGUACCGUGUCUGUUUACCUAUGCUUAUGAGCAACAAUAAAUUAAUAGUUUACCUUCUGGAAUUUUAAUUGUUAUAACCGAAUCAAUGAUUGGAAAGUGAAAAACACCUCCCGUCACACAACAGGGUACGUAAAUAAAUGUGUUGUUACCAGUG